Molecule: messenger RNA, 2622 nt
Organism: Rhodofomes roseus
Lineage: Eukaryota; Fungi; Basidiomycota; Agaricomycetes; Polyporales; Fomitopsidaceae
Product: DUF590-domain-containing protein
Exons: 5
Coding region: 379-2622 (747 amino acids)
Biological process (GO): chloride transmembrane transport
Cellular component (GO): cortical endoplasmic reticulum
Molecular function (GO): chloride channel activity
Source: RefSeq, a predicted model, not a curated record
GCGUCGAGCACGUUGCAGCACGUGAGCGCGGGGAUGCUAACUAUGGUCGGGUUGAAACGCCGCUGAGGACGCGCCAUCUAUUUCGGGCAGACGCGCUCGCGAUGCCGUUGUUCUCGCAGCGGGCAACUCUUUCUCUACAUCGUCCUUUGCCCUGCCCUCGACGUUCGCGCCGUGCUCGAGACCACAUUCUGUUCACAAGCCCCUAUUCUCGUUGCGUGGCGCCAACUCAUUUCAAUAAGCUUCGCAGGCUAGCGAGCGGCGCAUGUCCAAGUGCCUGUGAAGUCAUCGACCUCGUUCCCGCUUCCUGAUCCUCUCGCACGACCAUCUAACGCCGCAUUUCCUUCCCUCUCCUCGGGGCCGAGCAACUAUUCUGCCGCCAUGCCACCCCAAGUAGACCUCGUUUUGGUCUUUCGGUCCUCCCCAGCUAGAGUUCUGUCUAGACGCGACGCGCGCGAGAAUGCAAGACAGGCAGAGCGCCAGUACACGAAGUUACUCGAAGUCCUCCAGACAGGAGGCCUGCGCGCCGUUGGGAAGCGGGGUGAGAACGACGGCCAGCUGCUGGUGCUCGUAUCAUGUCCGCAGAGUACACUCGCGCGACUAGCGCAGCGUGAACGACAUUCGGACUUCAUCUGCGGCCUCCCCACUGCAAAUCCCGCCGCUGCUCUCGACCUCAACUCCGUAUCGUUUUCGGAUGCGGACCGGUUACGGCUCAUCCACACGUAUGUCACAUCGACUGUAACGGACGGUGGCCUGGGUGUGGCGCCGGGCUCAAGCAACUGGGAUCGCAUCGAGUCGGUCAUGAUGCUCCAUGACAACAAGUUCAAUGAAGAGUGGAUUCGCUCAUGGACUCGUAAGGAGCUAGGCUUCGUGACGUUAACCGAGAUGCGCAAGCACUUUGGCGAAGCCGUCGCGCUCUACUUCGCUUUCCUGUCUUAUUACACCAAGAACCUCAUCUUUAUCUCUGUCGUGGGCGCGUACUUCUACUUCUUCCACGAAGCAUACUCAGCUGUCUACUCAUCCAUACUCCUGCUUUGGUCGAUCACCUUUGUCGAGUCUUGGCGAAUCAGACAACGGAUUCUCUCCGUGCGGUGGAGGACGCGGGGUUCAUUUCGCGUCGAAAAACGGCGCGCCCAGUACGUACCCAUCUCAUGGUGGAAGAAGGACCUGCGUAUGCUCGCAGGGCUGCCGGUCAUCAUGCUCUUCGCGGCUGUCCUCGCCGCCCUGCUCAUGGUAGUGUUCGUAUUCGAAGCCUUCAUCACAACGCUCUACACAGGGCCCGGUAGCCGCUUCGUCUCUUUCGCUCCGACCAUCAUCGUCUCCGUCUUCGUCCCGCGCUUCCUCAGCAUCUAUCACUCAUACGCCGUGUCCUUCACGAACUGGGAGAACCAUGGACACCAGUCGAGUCACGACGCAUCGCUCACGCUGAAGUCCUUCGCCCUCGCGGGUGUCGUAGACUACCUGGGUCUAGCGCUUUCCGCGUUCGUGUACGUGCCCUUCGGCGAAGAGACGAUGGCCUUCAUCCAGCGCAUGAUCGAGAAGGAUCCAACCGCACACUUGAACAUCACCUCAUCCCUCUACUCUGCGCUGCCCUCGCGCGCGACCGCCAAGUUCGCAUCGGCAUCCGCCUCCACGGGGAAGGCGCGCAGCUUAUGGGAGAUGGACAUCAUGAGCGCGCGGAACAAGCUCAGCCCGACGCGGCUGCAGGACCAGAUGUUCGCGUUCACGGUCACGAACCAAGCUGUGAAUGCGUUCCUCGAAAUAGGCCUGCCGUACGUCCUCCGUGCCGUCGCCGUCAUCCGCCGCCGCGGGCUCCGCGCGGCGGGCGCGUCCGCGAACGGGUCCGCGAACUCGGGCAAGAAGAAGCGCGUGUCGUUUGAGGACGAGGCGGGCGAGGGGAAGACGCCCGCGCGGGACAGGGAGAAGGGCGAGGACAGGGAAUUCAUGGAGGAAGUGUGGAGGCAGGUCGCGCUGCCGCCGUAUGAGCUAUUCACGGACUACAACGAGAUGGUCACCCAGUUUGGGUACGUCGCGCUGUGGUCGACGAUCUGGCCGCUUGCUCCGCUCAUGGCGCUCACAAACAACUGGUUCGAGCUGCGCUCAGACGCGUUCAAGAUCGCGAAGCAUGUCCGCCGGCCGAUCCCCGCGCGCACGGACACGAUCGGCCCCUGGCUCGACACCCUCCAGUUCCUCGCCUGGCUCGCGUUCCUCACCAACUCUGCGCUCGUCUACCUCUUUCGCCCGCUCGACCACUGCAAGGCGCUCGGCACCUCGCUCGACCGCCAUCACACCCACCUCGCCGGCCGCGACGCGGGCCCGCGCGAGAUCCUCGAGGCCGCGCUGCUCGUCGCCCUGGGCGCGUCGCAUGGGUACAUCCUCAUCAGGGUUGUGCUGCGUCAUGUGCUCGAGCGGCUGAUGUGGCGCGGGACGGACGAGGAGCGCGAGGCGGAGACGGUCGAGACGGCGGUGAAGGAGGAAUAUAUGAGAAGCUUGGGUGUCGCGGACGUCGCCGGUGCCGGUGUAGGCGAGAUCGCGGAGGCAGAUGCGAAAGAUGGCGAUGGAGAUGCCUUCUGGACGUAUGACGAGGGGCUGGAUGAGCUCUCGAGGGAGACGAAGGAGUCAUGA